AAGUUAAAUUCAAGUUGCACCAAGUUUAUAUUUUUAAAUUAAAGGUUUUCGAAACGUAAUUUCUGGUUAAGAAAAUUUUGAAAUAAAGUUCCCCAUUUGAUAUUUUAAUUAAUUUAACUUUAGUUUUACUCAGACGCAUCCACGUUGAAUCAAAAUCAACAUAUAAUUUUGCUUUAUUAUCCCAAUUUAAUAAGUUUUCGGCCUCUUCUCAGGCAGCUGAAGCUGGUUGAAUCAUAAAAUACCUCCUACCUCCAUUGGUAUAGGCACCUAUUGUAUAAGUACAGGUAUGAAGUAUUUUAUUCCCCACUCAUUACACUUCUGCAGUAUUAUAUUUAAGUAUUUAUUAGAACUUUACACAGAGUUUUUCAAACGUUUAAUAGAAAUUUCGUAAACAAUCUUAUUAAAUUUUAUUUUUUAAAAUUGGUUACACUUGGAGGUUGGAAUUUUUUUAAAUAGAUAACAAUUUAUUGUCAAGUUAUUUGAAUGUAGUACCUAUACAAUUUGAAUUCAGUUAAUCAAAAUGUUUUAUUUGUACAUUUUAUGGUAUACAAAUGCUUUGAUAAUUUAUUUUAUUAUACUGUAUAAAUCAGAAGCUCACACAAUACAACUGUAUUUUGAUUGACUGCUUUUGACUUUUUGAUAGUGUCAUCAAAUAAUUCCCAAUUGUUAGGCCCUCUUUUACAGUACGCUACAUAGUGACCAACAGAUGUGCGCAAUCUACUUAGCCCUUUAGGAUUAUGUUAUUUAGGAUUAUAUUAAUACCUACGUUUCUACUCAUAAAUUAUACUAUGUAUAAUUUAUUAUUUUACUUAUUUUAUUUAAAAUAGUAUAAUGGCUUUUGGGUUUACUACAGCGCCAACACCUCUCUUCAAUUUUUUUUUUUAGUACUGUAACUCUAGUUGAAUAAUUUGUAUUGACUUGAAAAUUGAUAAUUUGGUGCCCCAUGAAUAAUCAUUCUUUAAUGAACUAAAUAUUUUGAAUAGUUUUUUCUGUUUAAGUUUCGGGGCAUUUUAGUUUGAACUUCGUAAUGUGUGUUUCUACUGUCAAAUUUUUUCCAAACUUUUAUUUUUGUUUUCUAAAAUCAAUUUGCCUGCGGGCGCCAACACCUCCCUUCAAUUUUUUUUUUAUGAUUUUAACUCUAGCCAAAUUUUUUAAACAUUAACAAUCUGGUACCCUUUGAAUAAUUCUUUAAUGAACUAAAUAUUUUGAAUAGUUUUUUCUGUUUAAGUUUCGGGACAUUUUAGUUUGAACUUCGUAAUAAUUUUCAAAUUUUAUAGAAUUGAGGAAAAUUUGAAAAACCGGUACUGGUUCCGUUAAGGUAUUAGUGUUUUAAAACAGUCAGUACUCAUCACUUUAGUCACAAUGUGGUAAAUCCUAGUUUUUGCACUUUUCGGAACGUUAUUGACUUAGUGACAAAAUAGUGAUAAAAGUUGAAAAUCAAAAUUAUAUUUUAAUACUACAUUAAAAACCGAACAGGAAUUUAACAAGUAAUAACUAAUAACGAGUAAGUAUAUAUAAUCAUUUUUGUUUUUGUAUUUUCACAAUUCCACAUUUAUUUGUUCUUAUACAGCGUUAGAAAUUUUUUCAGAAAUUAUUUUUUAAUAUUUUGGGAAUUUAUUUCUGAUUGCCUGGUAGAUAUCUUUAAUGUUCUAUUGUCAAUCAAGGAUGAAAAAAAUAUAUAUAAAUUUCAUUAGGAGUUAUAUAGAAAAUAAGGCUGCGCUUUUUACAAUUGAUGGAUGUGGUCAGUCAUACUUUGACUGUGGCGUUAUUCCAGAAGUAUACGCAACUGUAGAUUUUGGAAUUUCAUCAAACGCUUCUCAAUGUUUUGACUUCAUGAGAAAGGUUCAAAAAGGAGGUCCACUAGUGAACUCAGAGUUCUAUCCCGGUUGGUUAACUCAUUGGCAAGAAUCAGUAUCUAUAGUCAACCCCAUCGAUGUUGUAAAACAAAUGAAAGUAAUGUUGGCAAUUAAUGCUUCGUUUAAAAUUUUCGGUACAAAUUUUGGAUUCACAUCGGGAGCGAAUACAAAUGACACCAAAGAAAGUAUUGGAUACUUACCACAGUUGACCUCAUACGAUUAUAAUGCUCCAUUGGAUGAAGCUGUAGACCCUACAGAAAAGUAUUUCAAAAUUAAACAGACACUUGAAGAAGCCAAAUAUGCUGUGACAAACGAGAUAUCACCAAAUCCCGCACCCAAAGGUGCCUAUGGAAAAUUCUAUUUAAGACCUUUGGUUAGCAUAUUUGAAAAGGUUGCUCAACGUAUUAAACCAGUGAUCAGUGAUGUUCCUUUACCGUUUGAGGACUUAGAUAUUAACACUGGUUUUGUAAUGUAUGAAACAACAUUAACAGAUGAUCAAAAAAAUGUUGAAAAUCCAGUAAACCUAACUGUGAACACGGUUAGAGAUCGAGCAAUCAUUUACCUGGAUCAAGUACAAGUGGGUACUAUGAAUCGGUUGAAAGCUAAUACUACAAUAAGCUUAAACAUUAACCGUACUGUUCAAAACCUAAGCAUUUUAAUUGAGAAUCAGGGAAGGAUGAAUUUUGGAGACUUAAUUGAAGAUAGGAAGGGAAUUUUUGAUCAAGUGAUUCUCGGAAAUAAAAUAUUAAGCCCUUGGAAAAUGACUGCAUAUUCUUUGAAUGGUACAUCAUGGAUUUCUUCAAUCAAAUCAGUUGAAAACGUCAACAGUGUUAAAUUACCAGCAUUUUAUAAAACACAGUUUACAUUAACAGUUAACUAUACAAAAUGUUUAGACACUUAUUUGGACACUUCAGGCUGGACAAAGGGUGUAGUGUUUUUAAACAAUGUAAACCUUGGUCGGUAUUGGCCACUUGGUGGACCUCAAGUUACACUUUAUGUGCCAGCUCCUUUUUUAAAACCAUCACCUUAUGCCAAUACACUAGUGAUAUUAGAACUUGAAGGUACAUCUCAAGAUUUGUCCGUGAAAUUUGUGGAUAAACCUGUUCUUGAUGGUCCUAUAAUGACAUAGAUAAAAUGUAUGUUAUAUAAUUGAUUAAGAAAAAUAUAUUAAAAUU
Messenger RNA from Metopolophium dirhodum (rose-grain aphid), 3031 nucleotides. RefSeq names its product beta-galactosidase-like. Gene Ontology annotation, cellular component: vacuole. Gene Ontology annotation, biological process: carbohydrate metabolic process. Bases 1645 to 2985 code for a protein of 446 amino acids. The record is from RefSeq and is a predicted model, not a curated record. The transcript has 9 exons. Gene Ontology annotation, molecular function: beta-galactosidase activity. Lineage: Eukaryota; Metazoa; Arthropoda; Insecta; Hemiptera; Aphididae.